Nothobranchius furzeri (turquoise killifish) is the source of this 888-nucleotide messenger RNA. RefSeq names its product protein jagunal homolog 1-B. Gene Ontology annotation, biological process: vesicle-mediated transport; endoplasmic reticulum organization; granulocyte colony-stimulating factor signaling pathway. NCBI's taxonomy places the organism in Eukaryota, Metazoa, Chordata, Actinopteri, Cyprinodontiformes, Nothobranchiidae. Gene Ontology annotation, cellular component: endoplasmic reticulum membrane. The record is from RefSeq and is a predicted model, not a curated record.
CCAAUCAGAAGUUUUUACGUCAUCCAGUUGCGUCUCUCUUUCACCCCUCCUCCCCUCCAAUGAGCUAGCUAGCUGUACCGUGGCUGCUGUGAACCUACAUUUUAUAUUGUUGGUGUAUGGUUUUUAAAAGCAACAGGGCACAAAAAGACAUCCUCCAUGGCUUCUCGAGAAGGUCCGAGAGCAACAGGAACAGAUGGCAGUGACUUUCAGCACAGGGAGCGAGUUGCUUCCCACUACCAGAUGAGUGUCGCCUUGAAGUCUGAAAUCCGCAAACUCAACAUUGUCCACCUGCUGAUCUGGGUUCUGUUGGCUGCUCAGGUGACAGUGAGCCAACUGAGCCUCGUGUCCCACAAAGUGGUGGCCACCCCAUACCAGUGGGAAUACCCGUACCUCCUGAGCAUCAUUCCCACAGUCUUCAGCUUCCUGGCAUUGCCUCGGAACAACAUCAGCUACCUUGUCAUCUCCAUGAUCAGCGCUGGGCUCUUCUGCAUUGCGCCGCUCAUCUAUGGAGGCAUGGAGAUGUUUCCCGUGGCUCAGCAGCUGUACCGCCACGGCAAAGCUUAUCGCUUCAUUUUUGGCUUCUCCGCCGUGUCGGUUAUGUACCUUAUCAUCAUCAUCGCUGUGCAGGUGCAUGGCUGGCAGAUCUACUACAGCAAGAAGCUGCUGGACCAGUGGUUCACCACCACACAGGAGAAGAAGAAGAAAUGAACCCUGAAUUAAAUACCUCCCAUCAGUUUGGACGAAAACCAGCAAAUGGAAGAGACUCAAAGGAGCUUUUUCUAUAUUUAUAUAGAAUUAAAUGUUUGGAGAAAGGAAAAUCAGACCUUGAAUAUCCUGUAAUUGUUGCCUUCAUUGUGUUCCUGUCAUUUCAUUAACACACUAACUCAG